Molecule: messenger RNA, 894 nt
Organism: Aspergillus lentulus
Lineage: Eukaryota; Fungi; Ascomycota; Eurotiomycetes; Eurotiales; Aspergillaceae
Product: oxidoreductase, short-chain dehydrogenase/reductase family
Molecular function (GO): oxidoreductase activity
Source: RefSeq, a predicted model, not a curated record
AUGACGUCUCAGAUGGGUAAGGAAGGUGCUUUUCAACCGCCUCAGGCACCGCAAAGUCAACAGAAACCGGGACUCGAAAAGAAUAUGGCUCCUCCCAGCGAAGCGACGAAACUGGAGUCAAGAGGGCAUUUUGUUGAGUAUGUAGGCUCUGGCAGAUUGAAGGACAAGAAGGUGCUCAUCACCGGCGGAGACUCCGGGAUCGGCCGAGCUGUUGCUAUUCUGAUGGCACGGGAAGGGGCCGAUAUCACAAUUGUCCAUCUUCCCGAAGAGAAAGAUGACGCUGAAGAGACCAAGAGAGCCAUUGAACUCGAGAAGAGAUCAUGCCUACUUGUCGCUGGAGACCUCAGGGAUCACAAUAUGUGUCGAAAGGCCGUGGAGGAGCAUAUGAACAAGUUCCAGAGACUGAACGUCCUGAUCAACAAUGCCUCAAAACAGUAUAUGAAUAAGAACUUCGCCGAUAUCGACCUGAAUAAAGUGGAAGAUAUCUUCCGGACCAACAUCAUCCAGAUGAUGGCUCUGACGAAAUAUGCUCUGCCAUUCCUGUCAAAGGGCGACUCCAUUAUAAACACCACAUCUGUCGUAACCUUCCGAGGUUCAAGCAGUAUGGUGGACUAUGCGGCCACGAAAGGUGCCAUUGUCGGGUUCACCAGAUCUCUAGCUUCUCAGCUGCUUCCCAAGGGUAUUCGAGUGAAUGCUGUUGCUCCUGGUGCGAUCUACACCCCAAUCCAGGCCGACACCAGGGACGCUGAACAGAUGGCCAACUGGGGCUCCAAGACUCCCCUGGGUCGACCGGGUGAGCCAAGUGAAGUAGCGACUACUUUCGUGUUUCUUGCCAGUGCCGAUGCUGCGCUUUAUUACGGGCAGGUCAUGCAUUGUUAUCCCUUAGGUGAUUAA